Messenger RNA from Daphnia carinata, 2924 nucleotides. Its product is annotated as sarcalumenin-like. Bases 355 to 2520 code for a protein of 721 amino acids. The record is from RefSeq and is a predicted model, not a curated record. Gene Ontology annotation, molecular function: GTP binding. NCBI's taxonomy places the organism in Eukaryota, Metazoa, Arthropoda, Branchiopoda, Diplostraca, Daphniidae. The transcript has 10 exons.
AAAGAGAUCCACAGCUUAGAGUCUCCUUCUAGCGGGCAAACUUUCAUCCGAGGCAACAUAAAAACAUAAAAUAAAAAAAAAGCAGCAACAACAAAAAAGCAAAAACGGAAGUCAGUCCCGCAAAGUAUCUGUGACUAUAGGAGUCGAUUCCGUCUGUCUUCUCGCACUCUGUGGGACGAUAAGACAUCGCCGGUCUUUCCUCUCGAUCCCUUCUCUUAGGGACGUUGUUCAUCCGUCCUCCUGUGUACGUGUGUGUAAUGCUAUUCGGUCGUGAUUCACUUCUGCUGGCGUAAUUUUAAACGAACGAAAAUAGGCGAAAGGCUAAACGCAAACGAAAACGUGCAACUCAAAAACAUGGCGGUCUGUUCGCUAUUCAAGUGUCCCGUGAUCUUCCUGCUGUUAAUCGCCAGUUCUCUACUCAACGUCGGCUUAACGGAUGAGCCAACAUUUACGCAAUGCCGAGUACACAUCGAGGCGGCCAUCAAAGGCAUUGGACCCGACGGCCAACCUGAACCAGCAAGUCUUUUGGAAGAGCAUCCUGUCGAAGAGCAAGUUACUGAAUCUAUUGCCAACCAAGAAGAAGAAUACCACGAAGAGCCUCCCCAAGAGCAAAUCGCGGAGGAGCCUGUUCCUGAAAUCAUUGAAGAGGAACAAGACGAUACGAGCGACGAGGACGGUGACCAAGAUCAAAAAGAAGAGACGAAUGACAUAGACGACGCGUCUGAUGAAGACCAAGUGGAAGACGAUGACCUGAGUCAGGAAGAAGAAGCUCUCCCAGUCGAAGAAGCCGAACCCGUGUACGAAGAAGAAGUGGUAGCUGAACAUGUCCCAGAAGAACUACCCGAACCCGAAGUCCAAGAAGAAGAGCCCAUAGUGGAAGAAUCCCUUCCUGAAGAGCCUAUCCCAGAACCUGAGGUUGAACCAGAGGUCGAACCUGAGGUCGAACCUGAGGUCGAACCUGAGCCUGAACCCGAGCCUGAGCCCGAACCGGUGCCUGAACCCGAGCCAGUCCCGGUGGUCGUCGAAGAACCUGAGCCAGAGCCCCAACCCGAGCCAGUAGUUGAAACUGUGGAACCUGUCCCGGAACCUGAGGCACUUGUCGUCGAAGAACCUCAAAUAGUUGAAGCCGCUGCCCCAGUAGAGGAAACCGCUGUACCCGAGGUCGCAAAAGUGAUUGUCGAUGACCCAUCAGAAGGAUCGAUCGAAGAAGCUCCGGAAGUGAGGCGAUCCAGGGACCACAUUGCUGAUGUUUUACGUCUUGGGGAAGAGCCCGAAAACAAAAUGAUCCGCGAUGGAAUCAUCCUUAACGUCCUCAAGGAUGUAAAAAAACUAGUCGAAAAUUCUGUCCGAUCUCUCGAAAGUAUUUUCAAGUACAACGACGUCUCCAACCGCAACUUUGGAGAUUCCGAAAUCUUCUCCAAACCCCUGGUGCUCUUUUUGGGUCCAUGGAGUGGUGGAAAAUCUUCGAUCGUCAACUACCUCCUCGGUACUGAAUACACGCAGAACGCUCUGAAGACAGGUGCCGAACCAUCCGCUACCUUCUUCCAGAUUCUUAUGCACGGCGAAACUGAGGAGAUGUUGGACGGUACCCAAUUGGCUGCUGAUUGGACCUUCUCUGGUCUCCAGAAAUUCGGCCAAGCUUUCAUCGAUAGACUUCGAGGCAAGCGAUUGCCCAACAAGCUUCUCGAAAAGGUCAACAUCGUUGAAGUGCCGGGCAUCAUGGAACUGCGCAAGCAAGUGGAUCGCCCUUAUCCCUUUAACGAUGUGGUCCAAUGGUUUAUCGACCGAGCCGACAUCAUUUUUGUCGUUUACGACCCGACUAAACUCGACACGGGACUCGAACACGAAGCCCUCUUUGAUCAACUUAAAGGACGUCAGAAUCAAGUUCGCGUACUUUUGAACAAGGCUGAUUCGGUGACGCAAGAAGAGCUUUUGCUCAUUCAAAAUAACUUGGUGUGGAACUUGUCGCCAUUGAUGGCCAGCCCACUACCGCCCACUCUCUAUGCCGGUUCAUUCUGGUCUAAACCAUACAAACCCGAUGCCCCCGUCCGACUUCUUCGCUCGCACGAAAACCAAAUGCUGCAAGACCUUCGCGAUACGCUCGACAAUGUGGUAGAAAACACUAUUGCUGAAGCCCGCCGCCACGCUGUCCGAGUGAGGAACCAUGCCAAGAUGGUCGAUUGUUACUUGACGACCUUCUUGAACCAGAAGGGAUUCUUCGGUAACAAGAAGGCUACUGCCGACGACAUUAUCGAAAACCCACAUGCUUAUCACAUCUUCGAGGGUUUGAGCACGUUGAGCAACAUCUCGCGCUACGAUCUACCCGACGCCGAAGUCUACAAGGAUUUCUUCCGUCUUCAUCCUCUCUACGACUUUAAGCCCCUGGCCUCCACUUGCACUUUCUUCCGAGGCUGCCCGCUCGAUAAGCUCGACACCGCCAUCGCCUACGAGCUGCCCGAGCUCAUCGGAAAAUACAAGAAGCGAUUACAAAGCAUUGCUUCCAAAAAACCGAGCCAUUAGAUCUACCUAUCCCACUUUCAUCUUCAUUAACGAAGUGCCUUUUUACUUGAAAACCCUGCCUUUUAAAGUAACCUUUCCUUAGUGAUAGAAUCCUAAUUAAAUAUUUGUGAAGGAGGACCCAAAAAAAAAGAUACAGAAACAAAAUCGUGUGCUCUUCCUUAUGGAUCUGAUUGUUGAUCCUUAAGCUGGAUUAUAUCUUUGGCUGACGCUCAAGUCUGUUCCAACGAUUUCGUCAAAAUGGGAAGUGGCGGAGCUUAGAUUAGAAGAAAAUGUAAAUGAAAUAGGCCAAACCAGUGAACAAAUCCCAUUACUUGAAGGUGAUUCCCCCGUCGCCAUUGCGGGUGAUAUGUGCAGAAAAAACCACGAAUACACAAGGUCUACUGAAUAAGAGGAAUAAGUACUUA